Molecule: messenger RNA, 822 nt
Organism: Parnassius mnemosyne (clouded apollo)
Lineage: Eukaryota; Metazoa; Arthropoda; Insecta; Lepidoptera; Papilionidae
Source: the annotation of a GenBank genome assembly
AUGAUCGAGAGGCUUUUGGAACUUCGCACUGUCGUUAAUAACAUAAUCAUUCGUCAUAAAAAUGCACUACCUAUACUUACUGCAUCCGAACUAUCAAUUCUUUCUUCGGUUUUACAAGUUCUACGACCGAUCGAAGCUGCAACCAAGGAAGUAUCAGGUGACAAGUACUGCACUAGCAGCAAGGUAAUACCACUUAUCCAUUGUCUUCUUUUGAAAGUCAAACCUCUUAAACUCGAAGAUCUUGCCAAAGAAUUGCAAUCUCUGGUCCUUAAAGAGAUCGACAGGAGAAUGGGUGUUAUAGAGAGAGUGCAUCCCCUCGCUAUAGCGACGAUAUUGGAUCCGAGGUUCAAGAAAAUGCAUUUUACGGAACCACUAGCUUGUUCUGCGGCUGUAGCAAAAAUCAAAGAAUUAGUAAAAACAACAAUACAACAUGAGGCUGUGGAAUCUGAUUCUUCAGGUCAUUCUGACAAACCAGAAGAUAACUUCUCCUUCUGGGAUGAUCACCAUAAAUUAGUCCACAAGAGCUGGAAAACGGCAAAGUCUGACGAUGCUAUUUCUGAUGAGCUAUCAAUAUACUUGUGUAGUCCAGUAGGAAGACUUAAUGAGAACCCAUUGGAAAUUUGGAAUGAUCAUAAAAUUCAGCUUCCUAAACUUCAUACAAUUGCUUACAAAUACUUGACAAUGGUGGGAACUUCCAUACCAUCUGAACGUUUAUUUUCUAAAGCGGCACAAAUCGUCAAUCAGCAACGAAAUAGACUGAAGGGGAAACGUUUGGAUAAACUGUUGUUUUUGCAAAGUCUUCCAAAAGAACACUGGACAUAG